AUGUCGGAUGGUAGACAGCGACUUUCUGGUGCAGAAUAUAGGAAGAGAAAACGUGAAAAAGAAGCUGUAAUCAAAAAACAGUCUAAUUCUAUCAAAAAAUUUUUAACGGGUUCUUCCUCGUCAUUAGAUAUUUCAAAUGCUGUAGUUGUACAACCUAGUGAAGUUUUUGACUCUUUCUCAGUUAUAGAUGCCACUGUACCUUCUGAAACUACAGUAGCCAAAAAUAUAACAGACAGUGUUGUAAUGCAACCCAGUGAGGUUUUUGACUCUGUCUCAGUUGAAGCAGUCACUGUACCUUCUGAAACUACAAUAGACAAAAGUUUAACAGAAAAUGUCAAUCAAAAUUCCUUUAAUUCUUUAAUUAAUAUUAGUACAGACCCUGCUGAAUGGCCUUUAAUUAUUAAUAACGACUUUAAAACAUUGUUGGUUGAAAAAGGUCCUCCUGCUCCGUUAAAUGCAAAUUUUGUAUUUCCUUCAGAUGAUCAAGGACGAAAAUUCACACAAUUUCAUUACAAACGAAGUAUGAGUAAUGGAGAAAAUGUCACAAGGACAUGGCUUGUGUACUCUAUUUCCAAUGACGUAAUAUUUUGUUUUUGCUGUAAACUAUUUGAUAAUUCAAACUCUAAGUUGGCUUUAGAAGGCUAUAAUGACUGGAGGCAUUGUACACAAAUGUUAAAAGGACAUGAAACAUCAAAAAAUCAUUUGACCGCAUAUAGUACAUGGUUAGAAUUGUCAUUGAGGUUAAAAAAAACAAAAACAAUUGAUGAUGUAAACCAACGUAUUUUAGAAUCUGAGUGUAGGCAUUGGAAUGAAGUUUUACAACGGAUCAUGUCGGUAGUACAAUUUCUUGGUCAUCAAAAUUUAGCUUUUCGUGGAUCAUCUGAUCAGUUAUUCAAACAUAAUAAUAGAAAUUUUUUAAAAUUAAUUGAACUUAUGGCUAAGUAUGAUUCUGUGAUGGCUGAACAUGUAAGAAGAAUAAUUAAUAGUAAAAAAAAUAUAAGCCAUUAUUUAGGAAAAGAUAUUCAAAAUGAGAUGAUUGAUUUAUUAGCUCAGUCUAUUAAGUCUCGCAUAGUUACUAUGGUUAGCGAAGCGAAGUAUUAUAGUAUUAUACUAGAUUGUACUCCUGAUAUAAGUCACUCGGAGCUCAUGACUGUUAUUAUUCGUUUUGUGUUAAUUGAAGAUUCAAAAGUUACCAUCCGUGAACAUUUUCUUGGUUUUAUUUCAGUUGAAAUUAGUACUGGAGAAAAUCUUUGUGAUGUACUUUUAAGCAUAUUACGUGAGCUGAAUAUACCUUUGAGUAAUAUGCGAGGACAAGGAUAUGACAAUGGAGCCAAUAUGAAAGGUGUGCACUCCGGAGUCCAACGGCACAUUCGAAAUAUUAAUCCACGUGCAUUUUUUGUUCCUUGUAGUGCGCAUUCCUUAAAUCUUGUUGUAAAUGAUGCCGCAAAAUCUUCAAAAGAAGCUGUAGGUUUUUUCAUAUAA
Messenger RNA from Metopolophium dirhodum (rose-grain aphid), 1482 nucleotides. Its product is annotated as zinc finger MYM-type protein 1-like. The record is from RefSeq and is a predicted model, not a curated record. The transcript has a single exon. Lineage: Eukaryota; Metazoa; Arthropoda; Insecta; Hemiptera; Aphididae. The coding region runs from base 1 to 1482 and encodes 493 amino acids.